CUAGAAUCAAAAUUGGCUUUGGGUACAGUUGUAUACAUAUAUAACUUCUAGAAAACAACCAAACCCUAGUUCAACCGCACAAAAAUCAAAACAGGGAAAGGGAGAAUUGGAUUCCUCGUGGUUCUGUCCAUCGGUAUUUAGUAAUGGAGAAUUCAUCGACCCCAGACAGUACGAUGCAUCUCCAAGAAGAUGAUGAAGAAAUAGGCCAGAUCGAGCAACUCAUUCACAAAUACCGCUCCCUACAGAUGAAGGCGACAUCAGGAGCAGAGGAUUCCUCCACCAACAACGGCGCUGUACAUGUCCCUGAAAGUCAUACUCGUUUAGCAGCCCAAAUCAAAAAACGCAUUGACCGAUUGCUCGCAUUUAAUCCUCACCAGGACCGACUUCUUAGAACAGGAAAUGCCAAAACAUCAAUGGCGGCAUCUUUCAAAGCUGAAUCUGAUUGUGGAUUGAGCACUAGUGCCAAUUCUGAAGCUGAAGAUGUCACCAUCUAUUUCCGUUUAUAUUCCGGAAGGCGUGACUAUGGAAGCUUUUUAAACCCCCAUACAGACUACGAAAUUAAGUGGUAUUCUAUUUCAACACAGCGCAAGUCUGUCAGUGAGGAUGGUGAGGAUAGGCACAUCCACCCCGCCAUUCAGGACGAGCCUGGUUCUCCCUAUUUCAAUGUGGUUCUCCCUAUUUCAAUGUUUUUGGCUGGCUUCCAUUUUCUGUUGGGCCUUACAUCUUCACCCUCCGUGGUUAUGCAGAAACGUGCGGCUGGCAGUCCAUACAUCCCAUCAGUAAAGAACUCUCAGUAUCAGACUGGCCUUAUGGUUCUUGCAUUCAAACUUGAUUAUGAAACCACCGCUGAUCCUGCUACGGGCCAUAUCAAGCGACGUGAUACGCGUGCCGUGUUCUUUACAUGGACGGAGAGGAUUUCCUAUGAUUUUGUCAAAAAUGAAUUUAAGGUGUCUCGUGGCGACCGCAUCAAAGACCCUUUGGAAUGUGUAGGUGGUGUUGGUCAUGGCAAUUUGAUUUACUUUUUGUUCAAUGAAGAACCAGAAGAAAGAGCCAAUCUUAUGGUCUACAAUGACCGUUUCCAUAAAUGGUACAAAACUCCAGUUGUUGGUUUGGAGAACUUUCCUCAUGCUUUGCCGGCAGGCAAGAAACAAUAUUCUCGAGUUCUUCCUAGUUAUACCCCUGCAAAAUUAUUGCUCAUAGGCAAAGAACGUCUCUGUAUUCUUUGGGCUGAUUUUCGCGGUAACGCUGCUCGAAUCUACUGUACCACAUUUGAUGUUCAUGUGAUUGAUCGGCAACCACGUGCUGUAAAUGUUUCCACCAAUGUGUACAAUGUCAAGGGUUCACACCUUAACGAGCUAGACGCCGUUUUUAUCCGCAGUCAGACAAUAUCACAACUCCCAUAAAGAGAGUGCACACUGGCUGCUGGGCCCUCCACGCCAUGUAGGGAGCAUAAAAGCAAGGGGCGUAAAGGCAAAG
Messenger RNA from Cuscuta campestris, 1476 nucleotides. The record is from the annotation of a GenBank genome assembly. Lineage: Eukaryota; Viridiplantae; Streptophyta; Magnoliopsida; Solanales; Convolvulaceae.